Molecule: messenger RNA, 1963 nt
Organism: Hibiscus syriacus
Lineage: Eukaryota; Viridiplantae; Streptophyta; Magnoliopsida; Malvales; Malvaceae
Exons: 4
Coding region: 71-1789 (572 amino acids)
Biological process (GO): regulation of starch metabolic process; starch metabolic process
Cellular component (GO): starch grain; chloroplast stroma
Molecular function (GO): starch binding
Source: RefSeq, a predicted model, not a curated record
ACUCCCAUCGCUCAUUCUCUACGGUUCCAAAUUCAUUUCCACUCUCACUCUGCAACAGCCCUUCAACAAAAUGGCUUCUCUCACACGCGCCUCCACUCCUCUCCCUUCCCACCUCUACCGCAGGCGCGACCUUAUUGCUUCGCCAAAAUUGUUCUACCAAAGAAUUAGGAGAAGCUGGACAAGGCUGACGGUUGUUAGAGCCGUUGAUGGCGACGAUUCGUACCUCAGUAUGUGGAGGAAAGCGAAGGAGAGGGAAAAGAAGGAAGCUGAGCUUCAAAGACUCGCUCAGAAUUUGGCCGAUGAUAGCAGCGGCGAUGGUUACGGUGGUGUGAAGAAAGAGGUUUUGGAGAAGAAGAGCGAGGAGUUCCAUAAGAUUCUGGAAGCUCCUAAGGAGGAAAGGGAUCGUAUUCAGAGAAUGCAAGUGAUUGAUCGUGCUGCGGCGGCGAUUGCGGCGGCUCGCUCCCUUAUCCAGAACAAGGAUUCCUCGGGAAAGGAUGAUUCUGGCAACGAAAACCGCAAACCAAUUAGCUUUCAAGAUGACGGAAAGCAGAGUGGGAGCAUUUUUGUUAGUCAACCUGCAAAUUCUGAAAAUAAAACACCUGGUCCUGAUUUUUGGUCCUGGACACCUCCUCAAAGUGCUGAUCAGGUUUCGGUUGAAAUGGAUAGAUUGCAGGCUGCUAGACAAACUUCAGAACUUCCAGUUUCUAACAUUCCGGUUUUAGAGAAAGAUCGGUCUCUUGGUUUUCUCUCUAUUCCUUUUGAGAGUAAAGCUUAUGAGACAACCCGCAAUCUUCCACCAUUUCAGUCACUCGUAGAGGUUGAUAAAACAAAAGUAUCUGAGGUUGCUGUAGAAGAGACUUCUUUAAAAGUGGAACAUGACCUUGAGGUUGAAUUUUCUGCACACGCUGCAGAAGCAGUUGAUGCCAUUCAUAAGGCCAAAGAAUUAUCAUCCCAAGGAGUCAAACAAGAUGGAACUAGAUGGUGGAUGGAAACUGGAGUUGACCAAAGACCUGAUGGUGUGAUUUGCAGGUGGACAAUGAUUCGGGCUGUUAGUGUUAACCAAGCUGUUGAAUGGCAAGAUAAGUAUUGGGAGGCUUCUGAUGAAUUUGGUUACAAAGAACUCGGUUCUGAGAAAUCAGGGCGAGAUGUUUAUGGGAACGUUUGGAGUGAAAAGUGGAGAGAAUCGAUGUUGCAGGAGAAUGGGCUUGUACAUCUUGAAAAAACUGCUGAUAAGUGGGGAAAGAAUGCUGAAGGUGCGGAGUGGCAUGAAAAAUGGUGGGAGCAUUAUGAUGCAUCUGGGAAAUCUGAGAAAUGGGCUGACAAGUGGUGCAGCAUUGACCCAAACACACCCCUUGAGGCUGGUCAUGCUCAUGUUUGGCAUGAAAGGUGGGGUGAACAAUAUGAUGGAUAUGGCGGCAGUGUAAAAUACACCGACAAAUGGGCAGAGCGUUGUGAAGGCGAUGGUUGGGCGAAAUGGGGUGACAAGUGGGAUGAGCAUUUCGACCCCAAUGGGCAUGGUGUAAAGCAAGGGGAAACAUGGUGGCAGGGGAAGCAUGGAGAUCAAUGGAAUCGCACAUGGGGUGAGCAACACAACGGCUGGGGAUGGAUUCACAAAUAUGGGAGGAGCAGCAGUGGGGAGCAUUGGGACACACACGUGGAGCAAGAGACUUGGUAUGAAAGAUUCCCACACUAUGGUUUCUAUCACUGCUUUGACAACUCUGUGCAGCUGCGGGAGGUUAAGAAGCCGUCCGAGGUGGCGGAACAGGUUGAGAAGCCGUCCGAACAGUAAAUGUUCCAUUAGCUUAAUUAUUAAUUAAUUAGUUUAUUAAACAUACAUUCUGCAUACGAAGGUAAAAUUUAGUAACAAGUAGUCAUAGUUCCUUAUGGAGAAACUACUGUUUCGAAGAAAAAAAAAUAAACGUUGCUGAGUUUGUAUAUAGAUAGCAACUAAGUUGAACGUGGA